Molecule: messenger RNA, 827 nt
Organism: Danaus plexippus (monarch butterfly)
Lineage: Eukaryota; Metazoa; Arthropoda; Insecta; Lepidoptera; Nymphalidae
Product: histidine-rich glycoprotein-like
Exons: 1
Coding region: 35-772 (245 amino acids)
Source: RefSeq, a predicted model, not a curated record
ACCAUCAAGUUUAACAUUCAGUAGAGCCGUCACGAUGAGGACGCUCGUCGCCCUUACCUUGUUGGGAUGUUUGUUUGUUUUUUGUUUGGGUCGAGAGAUCGGACAAAAAGAAAAUGAUUUAGAGACAGCAGCAAGCCAUCAUAAAGGGCAUCAUCACGAGGAAGGCGGUGGAAAAGAGCAUCACGCUCACCAUCACCACGAACAUGGAGAAAAAGGACAUAAAGGGCAUAAAGGCCACCACCACCAUCAUAAGGGCGAACAUGGGGAUCAUCAUAAACAUCAUCAUUCUGGUCAUCAUCACGAACAUGGUGGUGGACACAAGAAGCAUUGGGAUGAAGAUGAUCAUCAUGGACACCAUCAUGAACAUGGCCAUCAUCAUAAAGGAGGCAAACACCAUCAUAAGAAGCAUCACGAUAAAGGUGAAGAAACUGAGGGUUACCAUAAGAAAUACCAUAAAGACGAGUAUCAUAAAGACCAUCACUUUUACGAUGAUCAUCACAAGGAAGGCAAACAUCACAAACACGGCAAACAUCACGGACACCAUGAAGACCACGGUGGUCACCACAAAAAAGGGGGACAUCACGAUUCGGGACACCACGAACAUCACUAUGGCAAGAAAGGCCACCAUGAUAAACAUCAUUAUGAUGAAGACCAUAAGGGACAUAAAGGUCACCACGGACAUGAAGAACAUCAUCACCAUCAUCACGACCAUGGAAAGAAAGGCGGUCACGAAGACCACAAACACUGGGGAUUCCAUCAUGGAAAGCACUGAUAACAUUAAUUUAAUCAUAUAUUUUUCUUAUGUUGUAUACUUCACAUAUAUUGUA